AGCAUCACAAUGCGUAAAUCCACAGGUCUGGUAUUCGACAGAAACAUCAUCCUGUCCAUCUGAGCCACUUGUGGAAACGGUUUGAGUCACAGCUCCACUGAGAGCCUGCUUGAAAAAUGCCUUUCAAAAUAGAGCAGCAAUGAUCUGGACCAGAGCUACAGUAAAGAUGAAUGAGUCUCAUGACCUAUUCUAUCAGGAGGAGGUGCUGAUGGGUAACUCUACCUGGGCAUACACUUACUAUCACCAAAACUACACCCUGCCACCUCCACUGCUACCAGACAAGAGGAGCACAUCUAAACCUGCAGCAUGCUUUGGCAGUAGCAGACAUGCUGGUGAGUGUAUCCAAUGCCUGGGAGUCCAUCAUCAUUUACCUUCUGAACAACAGACAGCUGGUGGUGGAAGACCACUUCAUCCGGCAGAUGGACAAUGUGUUUGACUCCAUGAUCUGCAUCUCUGUUGUUGCUUCAAUGUGCAGCCUACUUGCCAUCGCUGUGGACAGGUACGUCACUAUCUUCUAUGCACUGAGGUACCACAACAUAAUGACAGUGAAGAGAGCUGGCUGCAUCAUCGGGGGAAUCUGGACCUUCUGCACAGGCUGUGGUAUCAUCUUCAUCAUCUACUCAGACUCCACCCCUGUCAUCGUCUGCCUAGUCUCCAUGUUCUUCGCAAUGCUACUCAUCAUGGCCUCCCUCUACAGUCACAUGUUCAUGCUGGCUCGCUCGCACGUGAAGCGCAUCGCCGCCCUGCCCGGCUACAACUCCAUCCACCAGCGGGCGAGCAUGAAGGGGGCCAUCACGCUAACCAUCCUGUUGGGGAUCUUCAUUGUCUGCUGGGCACCCUUCUUUCUUCACCUGAUCCUAAUGAUCUCCUGUCCGCGCAACCUCUACUGUGUGUGUUUCAUGUCCCACUUCAACAUGUACCUCAUCCUUAUCAUGUGCAAUUCUGUGAUUGACCCACUCAUUUAUGCCUUCAGAAGUCAGGAGAUGAGGAAGACUUUUAAAGAAAUAAUCUGUUGUUGCAGCCUGAGAAACACAUGCAACAGCAUUUGCAAUCUAAAGUACUAAGAGACAGACUGAGAGCAUCAGUGACAGGAUGGGUAGGAUGGACUGACUGAAACUGACCCUAGAUCAUUACUGUGGGAGAUUCUAUCUAAAAGAAAAACUAUAUAGAGACAUGGUUCAUUGCACUUUUCAGCAAAAACAGUUUAAAACAUUCUUUUUUCUAACCCUUAUGGAACUGU
Molecule: messenger RNA, 1240 nt
Organism: Paralichthys olivaceus (Japanese flounder)
Lineage: Eukaryota; Metazoa; Chordata; Actinopteri; Pleuronectiformes; Paralichthyidae
Source: RefSeq, a predicted model, not a curated record